Aegilops tauschii subsp. strangulata is the source of this 1251-nucleotide messenger RNA. The record is from RefSeq and is a predicted model, not a curated record. NCBI's taxonomy places the organism in Eukaryota, Viridiplantae, Streptophyta, Magnoliopsida, Poales, Poaceae.
AAAAAAUAAUGUUCAGACUUGCAGUCGAAGUUGCAAUUGGAAUUCAACCAAAAUUGACAAAAUUCUCUUCUUGCUUUUUCUUGAUAUAAAACUACAUAUGUACGACAUAACCGUGAUAUACAUUCAGAAAAAGAUGAAUCUUUUCUGAGGUUUGCAAGUUGGAUUGUGCUCAACACCGAUUGCAUACAAAGCAGGACAGGCGUAUAUCAUCUAUUGCCUUCUUCUGUUUAUAGCGAGGGGAGGUUGCAUUGCCCGGAGGAAAGGCAGAGGAGGGUGAUGUUGAUGAUGCAGCAACAUCAUUAAGGGAGGUAAAGGAGGAGAUUGGGCUUGAUCCAGCCUUGGUCACCGUCGUUUCCUCGCUUGAGCACUUCUUGCCCAAGGUAAGAUGUCUAUGAGUUACCUCUAUGCCAUGGCCCAUAGUGCCCCGUAUAAGAAGGCCAAGGCAUUCUCUGAGUCUGAUCUUGAUGAUCCAAAGAACUUCACCAACCGCGCCUCCCACAACAAGCUCGUGAGGUACAGAGACGAGGGGAAGGCGAGGAAAGGGCCGGACUUUAACCCGAGCCAGCCUAUUGAUCCAGAGCUGGUGAUGAUAUCUGGUGGCGGAGGAACCAUGGCUUGUUAGCCAUUGGGGAUGGACUGAUACGUUGUACUAGCACUCUCCUGCAGAUCAAGAGGCGCCAGACGAGCUCCGAUCCUAAGAUAAGGCCUCGUCCACGGCCAAUGGAUCUCAAAAUCAAGGCUACUAUUGAGGAAGAGAGAGCAAAGACCCAGGAGCUUCUGGCGGAGGAAAGGAGGCAGGCGGCGGAGAGGGAGAGGGAGACUGAGGAGAGGACGGCUAGGCUUUUGGAGGAGGAGAGGAACCAGAACGACUUGGCUAACCGGGCCAUAUACGAGCUCUUCGCGUCCAUGUGCGAGAAGAACGAUCAGACCCCUCCGCCGAUGCCAGUCAUUGCUCCAGCGGACACGCAUAACUCCCGACAAGCAUCGACGUCUGCCAUUGGCGCGAGCAAGAACCCUGAUCCUCCUCCGUCUGCCACUACCGCGAGCAAGAACCCUGAUCCUUCACCUACGGGUUGACGAUUUGCUUCAGAUCACGGAAGCUUGGGUUGAUGGAGUGCUUGUCUUUAGUUUUUGUUUUGACAUUGUGAAACUUGCUACCUAUGAUGAAACUGUGCAAUAUUGAUGAAACUAUGUAUAUGUAUGGAUGAAACUUGCUACUAUUGGUAACAUGUGUUGGAUAUGUGUUGGAUA